CCUAACCUAAGUUGAAAAAUAAAUAUUUUAAAUGCACCAUACAAAUAAAUCUAAUUGGAUAAAUCGAUAGGUUCCGCCUAAACAUUGUAAUAACAAGAAAAAAUUUAUUGAACUUGAAUAUGGCACAAAAAAUUAACACUUCAAAUUUUCGAAGUGUCUUCAAAGUUCUGGAUAAAGAAGCUCUUCAUUGGUUCCCUGGACAUAUGGGUAAAGGAUUAAAGCAAAUGCAAAAUAAACUCAGAAGUGUCGAUUGCAUUUUCGAAGUACAUGACGCAAGGGUUCCAAUAUCAGGACGAAAUGAUGAAUUUCAACAUACUAUAGGCGGCAUCAAACCACAUAUUUUAAUACUAAAUAAGGUUGAUUUGAUUCAAAGGAAAUAUGUAGAUAGAAUAAAAGCUAAUUUGAAUGACAAAUAUGAAAAUAUUAUAUUCACAAAUUGUAAAAAUGAAAAAUGUAGAGGCUUAAAUGAACUUCUACCAUUAGCAGAACAAUUGAUCAUGAAUUCUGAUAGAUUUAAUCGAGUUGGAGAAGAGAAUUUUAAUGUAAUGAUUAUUGGAAUUCCUAAUGUUGGAAAGUCUUCUUUAGUGAAUGCUUUGAGAGUUAAAUAUUUGGGAAAAGGUCAUGCUACCCCUGUUGGUGCCUCACCUGGCAUUACUAAAAGUGUGCUUACUAAAAUUAAAAUUUCUGAGGAACCAUUAUUUUAUAUGUUGGAUACUCCAGGUAUUUUAGCUCCAAAUGUUCAGAAUAUUGAAGCUGGACUAAAAUUAUCCCUUUGUGCAACAUUACAAGAUCAUUUGGUUGGAGAAACAGUUAUAGCAGACUAUUUAUUAUUUCACCUCAAUAAAUAUGAACACUUUAAAUAUGUGAAAUAUUUUCAGCUAGAUAAACCUCAUGAUGAUAUACUUGUUGUUUUGACAGAAAUUUGCAAAAGAUAUAAGAUGAUGAUAAAAAUGAAAAAUUCCCUAAAUCAAUAUAUUUUUCGUCCUGAUUUUCAUUUAGCAGCAAAAGUUAUGUUGAAAGCUUUUAGAACCGGGGAGUUAGGUCAUAUAGUAUUAGAUGAGGGAUUACUAUAAGAAAAAAGAUAAUUGUGAUAUAAAUUCAGCCUGAAAUAAAAUUAACAAGACUAUAACUAUUCUAUUCAAAAUAAAAAAUUGUUGCACCUGUA
Harmonia axyridis is the source of this 1165-nucleotide messenger RNA. RefSeq names its product mitochondrial GTPase 1. The transcript has a single exon. The coding region runs from base 120 to 1073 and encodes 317 amino acids. Lineage: Eukaryota; Metazoa; Arthropoda; Insecta; Coleoptera; Coccinellidae. Gene Ontology annotation, molecular function: GTP binding; GTPase activity. Gene Ontology annotation, cellular component: mitochondrion. The record is from RefSeq and is a predicted model, not a curated record.